ACGUUCCCCGUGGGCACUGACGUGCGCGCGGCGUGGUGGCCUCUGCAUUUCGCCUCCUCCUCUCCAAGUCGCCAGAACAAAAGGAGAUCUCGGGGCCGGGGACCCCUCCGGAGUCCGGAUCGAGAGGAUAUAUCGGAGCCGAUCGCUAUCCGGCGCGGAGGGGCGUGUCGCGCGCGCGCGAUGGCGGUGGUGUCGGCGUUGGCCAAGUACAAGCUGGUGUUCCUCGGAGACCAGUCCGUCGGCAAGACCAGCAUCAUCACCAGGUUCAUGUACGACAAGUUCGACACCACCUACCAGGCUACGAUUGGCAUUGACUUUCUGUCAAAAACGAUGUAUCUUGAAGACCGCACUGUCCGUCUACAGCUCUGGGAUACAGCGGGACAGGAGAGAUUUAGAAGCCUUAUUCCAAGCUACAUCAGGGACUCGUCUGUUGCAGUGGUUGUUUAUGAUGUAUCCAAUAGGCAGUCCUUUCUGAACACCUCAAAAUGGAUCGACGAAGUCCGAACCGAGAGGGGUGGUGACGUGAUCAUUAUGCUAGUUGGGAACAAAACUGAUCUUGUCGACAAGAGACAAGUUUCGACAGAAGAAGGGGAGAGCAAGGCGAAAGAACUCAACGUUAUGUUCAUCGAAACCAGCGCGAAAGCCGGGUUCAACAUCAAGCCGCUGUUCCGCAAGAUCGCCGGAGCGUUGCCGGGGAUGGAGACGCUCUCGUCGGCGAAGCAGGAGGACAUGGUGGACGUGAACCUGAAGCCGACCUCCAGCCAGUCCAACUCGCAGCAGCAGGCGGGGGGAGGAUGCGCCUGCUAGAGUGAUUGCUGCUAGUUCUGCACAUACACUCGCUUGACAAACAUGUUGUGACGCAGUUUCAGGAGUGGUGCUGCUGCCCUUUGCUGAUGCUUCUUCUGUAGUGGAUCUGAAGGCCAUGUCUUUAGUUUGUUUUCUUUUUCCACCUUGAGUUUAUGUACGACGAAAGACUUGAUGAUCUCUUGCAGUUUCACGCCUGCUGCUACCAAUGUUUCAGAUUUUUUUUUGAAACGAAAAGUUUCACCACUAUUCAGCUCCUGUGUCCGUUCCUUUCUCAGAAACCAACUGAGCUGAUGCAUUCUUCAUUGAGCAACUAUACUUUUUUUUAUUUACCUUUUAUGCAAGAGUGAUUAGCUCACUAAUAUGCAGGGCUCACAUAA
This is a messenger RNA of Phragmites australis (common reed), 1184 nucleotides long. RefSeq names its product ras-related protein RABH1b-like. The transcript has 6 exons. NCBI's taxonomy places the organism in Eukaryota, Viridiplantae, Streptophyta, Magnoliopsida, Poales, Poaceae. The coding region runs from base 181 to 807 and encodes 208 amino acids. Gene Ontology annotation, molecular function: GTPase activity; GTP binding. The record is from RefSeq and is a predicted model, not a curated record.